AUGAGCGAUCCCGUCGGUCCUGACGAUCUCGUCUAUGUUGCCCAGGCCCACGUGCCUCAGAAAGAACUCCCGACACCUGAGAAAGAUGAAGCUGUUGUUACCGCGACCAGAUAUGAUGAGGAGGGCCGCGAGAUGCCGACAGUCGAGGAGGAGCAGAGCCUGCGUCGUGUGGCGGGCAAGGUGAAGUGGACUGCUUAUACCGUUGCCUUCGUCGAGCUGUGCGAGCGGUUUUCCUACUACGGAACGACUGCCGUCUACACCAACUUCAUCCAACAGCCUCUGCCUGCAGGCUCGGAUACCGGUGCUGGAGGAAGCGGACAAUCCGGCGCAUUGGGUCAAGGUCAACGGACGUCUACCGCGCUGACUACCUUCAACACGUUCUGGUGCUAUGUCAUGCCCAUCCUGGGUGCUUGGAUCGCCGAUGAAUAUUGGGGCCGCAUGAAGACCAUCCAGGUCGCCAUCGGCUUCGCUAUGCUAGGACACAUCAUCAUUAUUAUCUCCUCCAUCCCCGAAGUGAUUACCCAUCCCAACGGUGCUCUGGCUUGUUUCUGUGUCGGUCUGGUCAUUUUCGGUAUCGGCGUGGGUGGGUUCAAGUCCAACAUCUCCCCACUGAUUGCCGAGCAGCACCGCGAGACAAAGCUCUUCAUCCAGACCGUUCCGAAGACUGGAGAGCGGGUCAUUGUCGAUCCAGCGCAGACCAUCACCCGCAUCUUCCUGUACUUCUACUUCAUGAUCAAUGUCGGGGCCCUGAUUGGCUCAGUGGCCAUGGUGUACGCUGAGAAGUACGUGGGUUACUGGCUUGCUUACCUGCUGCCGACUAUCAUGUUUGGAUUCUGUCCGUUAGUCUUGUUCGCGUGCCGCAACAAGUAUCAUGUGACGCCCCCGACAGGGUCUGUCGCAGCCAAGGCAAUCAAGUUGUGGGGACUUGCCCUGAAGGGGCAGUGGAGCUGGAACCCGGUAGUAUUCUUCAAGCGUUGCCGCUCGACCGAGUUCUGGGACAGCGUCAAGCCCAGUCAGAUGGAAAACAGACCUCAGUGGAUGACCUUCGACGACCAGUGGGUGGACGAGGUGCGCCGUGCCGUCAAGGCCUGCGCGGUCUUUGCCUGGUACCCUCUUUACUGGCUUGCGUACGGCCAGAUGACCAACAACCUGACAUCUCAGGCGGCCACGAUGCAGCUGCACGGGGUGCCCAACGACAUCAUUAACAACCUGGACCCGCUGGCCCUGAUCAUUUUCAUCCCGAUCAUGGACCAAUUCGUGUACCCGGGUCUGCGCAAGAUGGGCAUCAACUUCACGCCGAUCAAGCGUAUUUAUGUGGGCUACCUGCUGGCGGCAGCCUCCAUGAUCGCGGCGGCCGUGACACAGUACUACAUCUACAAGCUGAGCCCCUGCGGCGACCACCCGAGCACUUGCGACGAGGCGGCGCCUAUCAACGUUUGGGUGCAGACGGUGCCGUACGUGCUGAUCGCAUUUUCGGAGAUCUUCACCUCGAUCACGGGUUACGAGUAUGCCUACACCAAGGCGCCGAAGAACAUGAAGUCACUAGUUCAAUCGUUGUAUCUGUUCAUGAACGCCAUCUCAUCGGCCAUUCAGCAGGGUCUGACGGCGCUGUCGACGGACCCGUUGUUGAUUUGGAACUAUGGGUUCGUGGCGGUGUUGGCGUUCAUCGGAGGUAACCUGUUCUACCUCAGUAAUUUGAAAUUGGAUAAGGAGGAGGACGACUUGAAUAACCUUGAGGAGUCGCAGUGGCUGGGGAGGCAGAGCACGGAGCAUGAGAAGAGCGUUUAG
Molecule: messenger RNA, 1788 nt
Organism: Aspergillus saccharolyticus JOP 1030-1
Lineage: Eukaryota; Fungi; Ascomycota; Eurotiomycetes; Eurotiales; Aspergillaceae
Product: putative MFS peptide transporter
Exons: 6
Coding region: 1-1788 (595 amino acids)
Biological process (GO): transmembrane transport; oligopeptide transport
Cellular component (GO): membrane
Molecular function (GO): dipeptide transmembrane transporter activity
Source: RefSeq, a predicted model, not a curated record